Molecule: messenger RNA, 207 nt
Organism: Cottoperca gobio
Lineage: Eukaryota; Metazoa; Chordata; Actinopteri; Perciformes; Bovichtidae
Exons: 2
Source: RefSeq, a predicted model, not a curated record
GAGAGCGAAGAGAGAGAGAAGAGAGAGAGAGAGAGUAGAGAGAGACAGAAGCGAGAGACCAUGAGAGAGAGAGAGAGACAGAGACACAGAAGAAGAGUGAGAGAGAGAAGGAGAGAGAGAGACACACACAGAGAGAGAGAGAGAGAGACACAGAGAGAGAGAGAGACACUAGAAGAGAGACACCAGAGAGAGAGAUGGAGAGAGAGA